GCGCAGAAGGCAGCUUGGCACAGCUUCUGCGAUGCCAACACCAACAGCAUGUACGACCCUGGCCGCCUGGACGAGUCGAUCCUGACGAUCUUCAUGACGGCCAACGGCAUCACUCCCGAGCCAUCCAGCGGCGGCGGCGGGGCGUGGCCGUCGGGCAACGGCGGCAUGAGCGGCUACGGCAGCAUGGGCAACUACAACAGCUCGGGCAGCUAUGGCAGCAUGGGCGGCGGGGGCAUGGCCGGCGGCCUGAACAAGGAGCCGCUGGUGCAGGCCAUCAAGACCUUCCAGAGACAGGGCGAG
Prorocentrum cordatum is the source of this 300-nucleotide messenger RNA. Lineage: Eukaryota; Dinophyceae; Prorocentrales; Prorocentraceae. The record is from the annotation of a GenBank genome assembly.